Molecule: messenger RNA, 924 nt
Organism: Aspergillus lentulus
Lineage: Eukaryota; Fungi; Ascomycota; Eurotiomycetes; Eurotiales; Aspergillaceae
Source: RefSeq, a predicted model, not a curated record
AUGCUCAAAUCUGCACUGUCUCUGGCCUUGCUGGCAGCUACUUCCCUAGCCGUCGACCCGGCCGCCAUCUACACUGGCGGAUACUCUGGGGGCAGCGUUAGGCUCCGGAUUGGCAAUGGAGGAGCUGGGCAAAGUGGCUUGAUCAAGGCUCUCGCCGAUGCCUUCAUCCAGUCCAGCGUCAAGAACGGCUCCGACCCAUUCAAAGUCGCCUGGUACAAGAGCGACACCACCGAGUCCAUCAACUACCUCAAGGAUGACACCAUCGAUGUUGGCAUCACCUAUACCCCCGCUGCUGAAGAGAUCGCCAUCAAGCAGGGUGUGGCCAAAAGCCCUGCAUGGUAUGCCUGGCGCGACCACUUUCUGCUAGUUGGACCACCCUCCAACCCGGCCGGACUCAAUAAGGCAGACGACAUCAAAACAAUGUUCUCCAGCAUCUACGCCGUUGCAUCGGCUGGUGACGCCGCCAACGUCACCACUCCUGUUCGCUUCCUGACUCGCUAUGACAAGUCAGCCACCAACAUCAAGGACUCCCAGCUGUGGAUCGAAAUCGGACAAGUCCCUUGGGCGACCAAGUACUCCACCUGGUAUCAUCAGUACAUUGCCUAUCCCAUUCAAGCCUUGACUGCGGCCAUUCUCCUCGAGGAGUACACCAUCACUGACCGCGGGACCUACCUGUCUAUUGACGAGGCGCUUGCCAACAAGACCACCAUCUACAAGGCUGCCACUGACGACCCUGCCGAUCCUCUGCUCAAUCCCGCACACAUGCUCGUCGGCAAGAAGGCGAGCAACAUGAAGAUGGCUGACCAAUUCACCCAGUGGGUGAUCAGUGCCGAAGGUCAGGCUGUCAUUACUGGCUUCAAGAAGAACGGAAAGCAGUUGUAUACCGCUGCGCCUGCUAACAAAACUGCUCCGUUUAAACUCUAA